GCAGCAUGAUGAGAAUGAGCUGUUGUUGGCUGGCUCCCGGGCUAACCGCAUUUCUCCAGCUGCUACAGCACAAUGCAAUCCAUUAAGUGUGUUGUCAUUGGAGACGGAGCAGUGGGUAAGACCUGUCUGCUCAUCAGCUACACCACCAAUGCCUUUCCCGGAGAGGAAAUUCCCUCUGUGUUCGACAACUACUCCACCAAUGUUAUGGUGGAUGGGAAGUCAGUGAACCUGGGCCUGUGGGAUACAGCAGGACAAGAAGACUACGACAGACUCCGCCCCCUUUCCUACCCAGAGACGAAUGUGUUUCUCAUCUGCUUUUCACUCGUGAUGCCUGCCUCGUAUGAAAACGUCCGUCAUAAGUGGUGCCAUGAGGUGAGACACCAUUGUCCCAACACUCCCAUAAUCCUCGUAGGCACCAAACUGGACCUGAGAGAUGACAAGGACACCCUGGAGAAGCUGAAGAAGAAUAAAAUCUCUCCAAUUACUUAUUCUCAAGGACUGGCCCUGUCCAAAGAGAUUGGUUCUGUCCAGUACCUGGAGUGCUCAUCCCUGACGCAACGUGGCGUUAAAACUGUGUUUGAUGAGGUCGUUCGGGCUGUCCUGUGCCCUUCACCCAUCAAAAAGAAGGCAAAUAAAUGCUCUGUCCUCUAAGACUUCCUUCACUGGAACUGUUACAGGGGAACGUGACUGCUACUGGUGAGGGUGGCUGAAGAAAUACAAGAAAAACAGCAGUACACAUGCACAAAAACAAUGUAUUUCUGUCCUUCCAUAACAGUUUCCAUGUUUCCAUGUAACAGUUAUACCAAUACACUGUCACUAAUACUUGGUUGUUCGAUGGGACCACUUGUUGGCUGCCCCACCCCACCAGUUACUCAGCUACCCAGUACU
Messenger RNA from Neolamprologus brichardi, 888 nucleotides. RefSeq names its product ras-related C3 botulinum toxin substrate 1-like. NCBI's taxonomy places the organism in Eukaryota, Metazoa, Chordata, Actinopteri, Cichliformes, Cichlidae. The record is from RefSeq and is a predicted model, not a curated record. Gene Ontology annotation, molecular function: GTPase activity; GTP binding. Gene Ontology annotation, biological process: small GTPase-mediated signal transduction.